Molecule: messenger RNA, 3651 nt
Organism: Rhincodon typus (whale shark)
Lineage: Eukaryota; Metazoa; Chordata; Chondrichthyes; Orectolobiformes; Rhincodontidae
Gene: adamts18
Product: ADAM metallopeptidase with thrombospondin type 1 motif, 18
Exons: 23
Coding region: 1-3651 (1216 amino acids)
Biological process (GO): proteolysis; extracellular matrix organization
Cellular component (GO): extracellular matrix
Molecular function (GO): metalloendopeptidase activity
Source: RefSeq, a predicted model, not a curated record
AUGGAUGGCCUUUUCCUGGCAAUAUGGAAUGUACCUGCACCGCUGAAUAACUCUGCAAUGCAACUCCUCACAGCGUUCUGGUUUGUUCAUAUUCUACAGAUUUUGCACUUCUGCUGCGUUUCUCCUGAAAACCCGGGGUCUGCACAAAACCCUGAGAACACUGGAAUAAGCGAUGACUAUAUCUUGGUGACACCUGUUAAAGUUGAUCCGGGUGGAAGUUCUGUGCAGAGUAACAGAGACAAACGCUCAGCGCCUGUGGAUUCCCUACAUUACAAACUCUCCUUCUCUGACCAGGAGCUGCACCUCGACUUAAGAGCCUCGAACGUGCUGGCGAAAGGUUUCACCGUGCACCUGCUGGGCCCCGAGGGUCUCACCGAGAAACUCCUCCCGGAGUCUCAAGCGAACUGCUUCUACCAGGGACACAUCAGGAACGACAGUGCUUCGUCUGUGGCCGUGUCUACAUGCCAGGGUUUGUCAGGUUUAAUACGGAGCCAAGAAAAUGAAUACCUUAUAACUCCAUUACCUCAUCACCUGGCACUGAGACACAACGACACCUCCUCUGCUGGUAAUCGCCCUCAUGCACUCUUCAAGCGAUCGGUGGAGCACAGAAUGCAACAGUGGCCAGUGAGUAGCAGACAUCACCACCAGCACCAUCUCCGCUCUUAUCCCCAACUACAAAAGCAUCAGCAGCACAAGAGAGAUCAGAAGCAACACUACUGUGGGCGACGAAAGAAAUAUAUGCCUCAACCUCCAGUCGAAGAUAUCCACCUCUUGUCUGAUGAAUACAGUUCCAGAGGCAGACUGAAACGCACAGCCCUCGAUUCCCAGAAAUCCGGGGGGCUCACUGUUGAAACGCUGGUGGUGGCAGACAAGAAGAUGCUGGAGAAACACGGCAGAGACAAUAUCACAACCUAUAUCCUCACUGUUAUGAACAUGGUAUCCAGUCUUUUCAAAGAUGGCACCAUUGGAAGUGACAUAAAGAUUGUGGUAGUGAGCCUGCUACUUCUGGAGCAGGAUCCACCUGGGUUAGUGAUCAACCACCAUGCAGACCAAUCAUUGAAUAGCUUCUGUCAAUGGCAGUCUGGCCUGAUGGAAAAGAAUGGAAAGCGACAUGAUCAUGCGGUAUUACUGACUGGACUGGACAUUUGCUCCUGGAAGAAUGAACCCUGUGAUACAUUGGGUUUUGCUCCAAUUAGUGGAAUGUGCAGCAAGUACCGAAGCUGUACCAUCAAUGAAGACACAGGCCUUGGCCUAGCUUUUACCAUUGCUCAUGAAUCUGGACAUAAUUUUGGCAUGAUUCAUGAUGGAGAAGGGAACCCAUGUCGGAAGACGGAAGGUAAUAUCAUGUCACCAACCCUGGCUGGGAACAAUGGCAUAUUCUCAUGGUCGGCAUGCAGUAGACAGUAUCUCAGCAGGUUCCUCAGUACGGCUCAGGCCUCCUGUCUGAUUGAUGAACCAAAUCAACUGCAUGAGUACCAAUAUCCCACAGGGCUGCCAGGGGAGCUAUAUGAUGCUGACACCCAGUGCAAGUGGCAGUUCGGAACUAAAGCCAAGUUGUGCUCCCUCGACUUUGUGAAGGAUAUUUGCAAAGCCCUUUGGUGCCAUAAGAGUGGGCACAGAUGUGAAACGAAGUUUAUGCCAGCUGCAGAGGGUACAGUUUGUGGACCCAACAAGUGGUGUCGGCGAGGUCAGUGCUUGAAGUACGGAGAUGAAGGCCCCAAGCCCAUUAACGGUCAGUGGUCCAACUGGUCAGAGUGGUCAGAAUGCUCCCGGACCUGCGAUGGUGGAGUUAACUACAGGGAGAGACACUGCAACAGCCCAAAGCCUCAGUAUGGGGGAAAGUUCUGCCAUGGCUCCAGCCGGCUGUAUCAGAUGUGCAACGUACAGGCCUGUCAACACAACGGCAUCCUGUUUCGAGACCAGCAAUGUGCUGAGUACAACAGCAAGCCCUUCAGGGGCUGGUACUACAAGUGGAAGCCCUACACAAAGGUCAAUGAUGAAGAUAUUUGCAAGUUGUAUUGCAUAGCUGAAGAUUUUGACUUCUUCUUUGCCAUGUCUAACAAAGUGAAAGAUGGAACUCGCUGUGUGGAGAACAAAUUCGAUGUAUGCAUUGAUGGCAUUUGUGAGGCAGUGGGAUGUGACCAUGUUCUAGGCUCAAAGGCUGUCGUGGAUGCUUGUGGAGUAUGCAACGGAGAUAAUUCAACCUGCAAGUUCUUCAGAGGACAGUACCAUCAACAGCACCGGGCAAAUGAGUACUACGUUGUUGUCACGGUACCAGCUGGGGCUCGGAGCAUUCAUGUGCAGGAGCUGGAGAUCUCAACAAGCUAUUUGGCGGUGCGCAGCCUGCAGGGCAAAUACCACCUAACAGGGGACUGGACAGUCGACUGGCCAGGGCAAUUCAACUUUGGGGGAGCUGUGUUCCACUACCAGCGGUCGUUCAACACACCAGAGAGCCUGUACUCGGCAGGCCCGACUAAUGAGACACUCGCCUUUGAAAUCCUUUUACAAGGCAAAAAUCCAGGUAUUGCCUGGGAGUACACAUUGCCAAUCGCUGCUAAUGAAAGCAAGACCACUGUUCGGAAACACAACUACACCUGGGUGGUCGUGCGAUCAGGUUGCUCAGCAUCAUGUGCAGGAGGAAAAAUGGUGUCCACUGCAUAUUGUCUACAGGACCACUUAAUUCAAGUCAACUCCACCUUGUGCCACGCACAGACAAGACCAGUCACAGGAUCAAUCACCUGCAAUACCCAGCCGUGCCCUGCAAGUUGGUCAGCUGGCAAGUGGAAUGAAUGCAGCAGGUCGUGCGGAGGAGGGAAGCAGACGCGACAGAUCCAGUGUUUCCGCAAAGUCGCUUUCCAACGGGAUGAAGCAGUCCCAAACUCCAUGUGUCCCCUGGGGACACCUGCCCAGAUACAACCCUGCAACAUCCACGACUGCCCGGCUGAGUGGAGUAUGGGAGCAUGGACACAGUGUUCCAAGACAUGUGGCAGAGGGAUGAGGAAACGAAUCAUCUACUGUAGAAGCACAAACCCCACGUCAAAGCCUCAUGCUGUACCAGAGAGUCUAUGCAAUCAGGAAGUGAAGCCGAAGAGUCAGGAGAUCUGUGUGCUCCGACGCUGCCCAAAGAACGACAGACUGCGAUGGAUCACCUCACCUUGGACCAAGUGCUCGGUAUCCUGUGGUCUUGGCCUACAAAAGCGAGAGCUGAGGUGCAGUGAGAAAACCCAGUCAGGAAAACACAUCGAGUUUCCUCAGAGACGAUGUCGUCACUUGCCCAAAGCCAAUGUCGAGCUUGAGCGUGUAUGUAACCUAGGAGACUGCCCAAAACGUUCCAUGGAUCAAAUACCCAACCAUGCUGGAUCAGCUUGGUAUGCAUCACCAUGGCAACAGUGCACAGUAACAUGCGGGGGAGGAGUCCAGAUGCGUACGGUGCAUUGCCUGAGGCAGGGGCGGCCUGCAGUGGGAUGUCUAGCACAUCAGAAGCCAGCAGUGUCAAGAGCUUGUAAUACCAGCUUCUGUCCAUCUCCCAGGAAAGAUCUCAAGUGCGUUGACUUCUUCAGCUGGUGUCACCUGGUCCCACAACAUGGCGUCUGCGGUCACAGGUUCUACGGCAAACAGUGCUGCAAAUCCUGCAGCAAAACUAAUCGAUAG